Pyrus x bretschneideri (Chinese white pear) is the source of this 2196-nucleotide messenger RNA. Its product is annotated as LEAF RUST 10 DISEASE-RESISTANCE LOCUS RECEPTOR-LIKE PROTEIN KINASE-like 2.1. The transcript has 2 exons. Gene Ontology annotation, molecular function: ATP binding; polysaccharide binding; protein kinase activity. NCBI's taxonomy places the organism in Eukaryota, Viridiplantae, Streptophyta, Magnoliopsida, Rosales, Rosaceae. Bases 171 to 2111 code for a protein of 646 amino acids. The record is from RefSeq and is a predicted model, not a curated record. Gene Ontology annotation, biological process: protein phosphorylation.
AAGAGAGGGUCAAUGGCCCUCAAUUCCACAUCAGAAAUGAAUCUUACAUCGAGGAAAGGAGGGUCUUGCAUGUGCUUAUAAGUAGUUAAUGAAGUUCACAAUCAUCUACUCCUAACCACAAACUGAGGAAGCUAUUAGCAUUUGAAACCUCCGGUUUCCUCUCUCUCACCAUGGCUGCCAUAAGAAUGCUACCCUUUACAUCUAAUUUAUUCACAGUAUUUCUAGUUGUUGGCUUUUUCUGUGUAGUUUGCAGUGCUAAGGAUGAUCGUCAUCAAUGUGCACCUUCUUCCUGUGGAAUCAUCCCCAACAUAAGCUACCCUUUCCGACUGAAACAUGACCCGCACAACUGUGGUGACCAAAGGUAUAACCUGUCUUGUGAGAAUAAUCGAACAGUAUUGUACUUGUAUUCAGGAAAAUACUAUGUCCAAUCAAUCAAUUAUGAUAACUACACAAUCCGAAUUGUGGACGUCAAUCUUCGUGAGGGUGACUGCUCUUCAAUGCCUCAUCACUCGUUAGCAGAAUACAACUUCGAUAACCAAAUUGCUGGAGGUCAUCCAUAUAGUAUUUGUCAAAUUGCAGGUAAAACGAGAUGGAACCCUUAUCUCUUUGAUCAAACAGAUUGCGUAGAACUAUCGAAGCCUAUAAUUUUCAUGACCUGUGAAACCCAAGUAAAUUCUCCGCUCUAUGUGGAUACUUCCCCUUGCACUAGUCUUAUGAGUAGCUUAAGUGGGUAUGUUUUUGUUAAGAUUGGUCAUUUAAAUGCCUCGGAUAUGAGGGAUUUGUGCCGAAUAGAUCUUACAGUUGCAACAUCGUGGCCUGGUGCAAACGACAUGAAUAUCUCCUAUGUAGACAUCCACAAAGAGCUAGUCUAUGGGUUUGAACUUUCAUGGUUGCAGGGCAAAAGAAGAUUUUAUAGUCGGCGGAGUAUUUGCUACAUCGAUUACAACACAGGGAAAGCAGCUUGUAGUUUUAACGUAACAUAUGUCCUUCCAGCAAGAACUGUACUCGGCAUUCCAUGUGUGAUUGGGCUUUUAAUCUAUAAAUGGAAAAAGCGGCACCUAUCAAUGUACGUCCUAAUUGAAGAAUUCUUACAAAGUCACAACAACCUCAUGCCCAUAAGGUACUCCUACUCGGACAUCAAGAAAAUGACCAGAGGAUUCAAGGAAAAAUUGGGCGAAGGAGGUUACGGCUCUGUCUACAAAGGAAAGCUUCGUAGCGGCCGCUUCGUGGCAAUUAAGAUGCUGGGUAAAUCUAAAGCUAAUGGACAAGAUUUUAUCAAUGAAGUUGGUACCAUCGGAAGGAUUCAUCAUGUAAAUGUGGUGCAACUAAUUGGCUACUGUGCUGAGGGAUCAAAGCGUGCUCUUGUAUACGAGUUCAUGUCAAAUGGAUCUCUUGAUAGACACAUAUUUCCUAAAGAAGGACUCAUCUCCUUGAGUUGCAAGAAAACUUUCGAAAUUUCAGUUGGUGUUGCUCGUGGUAUCAGUUAUCUACAUCAAGGAUGUGACAUGCAGAUUUUGCAUUUUGAUAUCAAGCCUCACAACAUUCUUCUCGACGACAAUUUUGUUCCAAAGGUUUCAGAUUUUGGGCUAGCCAGACUUUGUCCAUUAGAUGAUAGUAUCUUAACGUUGACGGCAGCAAGAGGAACUAUCGGAUACAUAGCUCCUGAGUUGUUCUACAAAAAUAUUGGAGGUGUGUCUAACAAAGCAGACAUCUAUAGUUUCGGAAUGCUACUGAUGGAAAUUGCAGGUAAAAGAAAGAAUUUGAAAGCAGAUGUAGCACAUUCAAGCCAAAUUUACUUUCCGUCAUGGGUUUUUGACCAAUUCAGCGAAGGAAACGACAUAGAAAGUGAAGAUGCCUCGGAAGAAGAAAAUCAAAUAACAAAGAAGAUGCUUAUUGUUGCUCUAUGGUGCAUCCAAAUGAAGCCUAGUGAUCGUCCUACUUCGAUGAACAAAGUACUAGAGAUGCUCGAAGGAGAAAUCGAGUCCCUUGAAAUGCCUCCAAAGCCUUUCCUAUAUCCACAAGAGAAACCAAUAAUGGAUGAUGAAGAUGAUUCAGAAACAACAUGGUCAUCAGAACCAUCGAAAGAUGACGUGGAAGAGCACCAAGUUUAAUUCAAAAUGUUGAGGAAAUAAUGUAGCACAAGUUAGUCUGCAUAACGUCUGGGUAUAGUUACGUUGGCUAGAAGUUUAUGUUCCU